Chenopodium quinoa (quinoa) is the source of this 2230-nucleotide messenger RNA. Its product is annotated as lipoamide acyltransferase component of branched-chain alpha-keto acid dehydrogenase complex, mitochondrial-like. Gene Ontology annotation, cellular component: mitochondrion; cytoplasm. Gene Ontology annotation, molecular function: acetyltransferase activity; lipoic acid binding. The coding region runs from base 323 to 1819 and encodes 498 amino acids. Lineage: Eukaryota; Viridiplantae; Streptophyta; Magnoliopsida; Caryophyllales; Amaranthaceae. The transcript is spliced from 8 exons. The record is from RefSeq and is a predicted model, not a curated record.
UCGGAAGAAGAAGCACGCAAAUGAGUCGACAAUGACGUGUUUUAAAUACUUCUACCUUUCUAGAUAACAACGAUGAAUAAACAACCCCAAAAAAAAUUAAAAUAAAGAAGACAAAAUCAGAAAAAAAGAUAGUUAUGACAAUUAACAUCAAAUUAAGUAACGUAAACUGAAUCAUCAGUCCAAUCCCAUUAAAAUCCAAACUACUACUCCUAAAUGGAUUUGACAGCUACAUAAUAACAUAUGAAUAUAUGAUGAUCAAAUUCUCAAAAUUCCACCAUUGUUUGUUUGAACUUCUUUACGCUUUAUACCUUAACCAUAAACUAUGAUCUCAAUUCGACAACUAUGCCGGAGGAAGCCUCUCAAUUUCGGUCUCCGAUUUCUUUAUUCUUAUUCCUCUUCUCCUCGCACGGCGUCAGCGUUGGCGGUCGGUUCUGAGUUCCGGCGUCCUUUCUUAGGGUUCCUCGUUCCGUCUCGAUUUUGUCGAGUAAUUAAGCCUAAUGAUCUGCCGAGUCUCCACUAUUCCUUCAAUGCUUCUUGCUUCACAACCCAUGCUGCUACUGAGUCUUCAUUGGGUGAGUUGGUUGAAGUUCCUCUGGCACAAACAGGUGAAGGUAUUGCUGAAUGUGAGCUUUUGAAGUGGUUUGUACAAGAGGGAGACGAAGUUGAAGAAUUUCAACCACUUUGCGAGGUCCAAAGUGACAAAGCUACCAUAGAAAUAACCAGUCGAUAUAGGGGAAAGAUUUCACAUAUUCUUCAUGCUCCAGGGGACAUUGUGAAGGUUGGAGAAACACUUUUGAAGAUGGCUGUUGAAGAAUUUUCUCCUUCAACUGUAAGUGAUGGUAACACUGAAUCCAAUAUAUCUGAUCCUGUUAAACAAGAUGAGUUAAGUAGUCAAGUUUCAAUCUCAAGUAAAAGUAGGUUGAGUGGCAUACUGUGCACACCAGCUGUUCGUAACUUAGCCAAGCAACAUGGAAUUGACAUUAAUGAUAUUAAAGGUAGUGGUAUAGAUGGAAGGAUAUUAAAAGAAGAUAUUAUCAAUUAUGCCAGUGCUAAAGAUGUUGCUGCUGAGCCAUAUGCAUUUUGCUCUGACAAAUUAGUGACUGGGAGUUCAUUGUAUGAAGACAGAACCUUACAGCUAAGGGGAUUCCAACGCGCGAUGGUCAAGUCCAUGACAAUGGCUGCCAAAGUUCCUCAUUUUCGUUAUGUUGAAGAAAUUCAUUGUGGAGGACUUGUAGAACUUAAAGCAUCUUUUCAGAAUGCAAACCCCGAUCCAAGUAUAAAGCACACUUUUCUUCCAUUUUUGGUCAAAUCACUAUCAAGGGCAAUAAACAAAUACCCCCUUUUAAAUAGUUGCUUCAAUGAAGAUGCGAAUGAGAUCAUUAUCAAAGGCACUCAUAAUAUUGGGAUUGCCAUGGCUACUCCUUAUGGUUUGGUUGUACCAAAUGUCAAGAAGGUUCAAUCCCUUUCUAUAUUGGAGAUAACCAAGGAAAUUUCAAGGUUGCAACAACUGGCAACAGAAAACAAGCUUAGUCAGGAUGAUAUAUCUGGAGGAACAAUAACCAUCAGUAACAUUGGAGCCAUUGGUGGAAAGUUUGGUUCUCCUCUAAUUAAGUUGCCUGAAGUUGCGAUAAUCGCAAUUGGUAGAAUUCAGAAAGUUCCUCAUUUUAAAGAAGACGGGACUGUGUACUCCGCACCUGUAAUGAAUGUAAAUAUUGGUGCUGACCAUAGGGUGUUAGACGGAGCAACAGUAGCAAAAUUUUGCAACGAGUGGAAAUCAUUUGUUGAAAAGCCGGAGCUGCUCCUUUUGCAUACAAGAUGAUUGUCGUUUCCUGCAAGUAGGAAGGAUUCCGUUUAUGAAAUCUGGUCACAUCAAGACUGAAAUGUAGGAUCCUUAUUUUCGGUUAUCUUCCAUUUCCUCACAUUUGAUUUCUUAGGCAUUAUACUGCCUCAAAUGCUCUUGGGGAAGUAUAAGUAACUUAAUACUUUGUUUUUUCUUUUAUUUGCAACUCAACCUCAAACCAAAGGAAGAUAUAAUAAACCGAAUUUGUCACAAUUCUACGGGUCUUAUUCUCUUCACCUUAUUCACAUAGUAAAAAUUAUUUUAGGUUGUUGAUUGAUGUUCCCAAAUUCAACAGUGUAGUUAGUUCUAUGUAUUUUCUAGCACCAAAUAUGCUAGUGAGUUUGUUAUAUUAAUUUUUUUUUAAUUAAGAUGAAUUCUUGUGUAGUGGAA